UUACAGGCCAGAAACAUCCAGACUGGGGAGCUGGCAGCAGUCAAGAUGAUCAAACUGGAGCCAGGAGAUGACUUCUCCAUCAUCCAGCAGGAGAUCUUCAUGGUGAAGGAGUGCAAACACAGCAACAUUGUUGCCUACUUUGGCAGCUACCUCUGCCGGGAGAAGUUGUGGAUCUGCAUGGAGUACUGUGGAGGAGGAUCACUGCAGGAUAUCUACCAGGUGACUGGACCUCUUUCUGAACUGCAGAUCGCCUAUGUCAGCAGAGAAACUCUGCAGGGCCUUCAGUAUCUACAUAGCAAGGGCAAAAUGCAUCGAGACAUUAAGGGUGCUAAUAUACUACUCUCUGACAAUGGGGAUGUGAAGUUAGCUGAUUUCGGAGUUGCAGCCAAAAUAACGGCGACCAUCGCAAAGAGGAAGUCCUUUAUCGGCACUCCGUACUGGAUGGCUCCUGAGGUGGCUGCAGUGGAGAAGAAUGGCGGUUACAACCAGCUGUGUGAUAUCUGGGCCGUGGGCAUCACCUCCAUCGAGCUGGCAGAGCUGCAGCCACCCAUGUUUGACCUGCACCCCAUGAGAGCCUUAUUUCUAAUGUCAAAAAACAGCUUUCAGCCACCCAAGCUAAAGGAUAAAAGUAAAUGGUCAAAUGCAUUCCAUAAUUUUGUGAAAGUAUCACUGACGAAAAAUCCAAAGAAAAGGCCCACUGCUGAGAAGCUGCUCUCGCACAUGUUUGUCGGACAGACUGGGCUCAGUCGAAGGCUGGCUGUGGAGCUGCUGGACAAACUGAACAACCCAGACCACCCUCCCCAUUACAGCGAGGUGGAUGAUGACGACCUGGAGCCUCUCUCAGCUGUUCGGCACACCAUUCGUUCCACUAACAAGAGCUCCAGAGCAGAAAGGACGCGCUCCGAAAUUAACUUUGACAAGGUGCAGUUUGAGCCUCCUCUACGGAAAGAAACUGAAGCUCAUGCUGAGAUGGACGUGACCAAAGACGACUUCUCUUCCCCGUGGAGCCCUUUCUCAGACGGAGGAAUCGGCAGCAAGAGCCUUCUCAAAUGCGUAGAGGAGGAGUUGUUCCAACGGGGCCACUUUGCACAUCUGGAAGACGGGUUUGAAGACGUGGAUCUCUCAACCUUGAAACAAGGAAUUCCUCCACCACUACCUCCAAAGCCUCGGAUGAGCAGCAGCCCAGAUGAGGUCGGUCUGGAUGAGGAAAAGUCCCUGACGGUGCGACGCUUCCCUCUCUCCGACAACGGGCACUCCUCGGGCCUGCGCAGGCGGAGCUCCCCCACGCCGGGCAGCCUGCCGGAGCUCAUCUCUGCCGGGAUCCUGUCUGCCAGCGUGAGCAGCCCCGUCCUGCUGCACCGCGCCGCCGCCGAGCAGGCUGACGUGGAGAGCAUCCCCAGCCUGAAUGGUGACGGCUGCAUGCAGCCCCCUGUCCUUCCACAGAGGAAGGAGAAGAAGGAGUUCCCAAAACCAGCCAUCAACGGCCUUCCACCUACACCAAAAGUUCUUGUAAGUGUUCAUCUUUGAACAGCCUUUGUAUUG
This is a messenger RNA of Polyodon spathula (Mississippi paddlefish), 1542 nucleotides long. Its product is annotated as mitogen-activated protein kinase kinase kinase kinase 5-like. Gene Ontology annotation, molecular function: MAP kinase kinase kinase kinase activity; ATP binding. The annotation marks the transcript as partial. The transcript is spliced from 20 exons. Gene Ontology annotation, biological process: protein phosphorylation. The record is from RefSeq and is a predicted model, not a curated record. Lineage: Eukaryota; Metazoa; Chordata; Actinopteri; Acipenseriformes; Polyodontidae.